Dovyalis caffra is the source of this 249-nucleotide messenger RNA. The record is from the annotation of a GenBank genome assembly. NCBI's taxonomy places the organism in Eukaryota, Viridiplantae, Streptophyta, Magnoliopsida, Malpighiales, Salicaceae.
AUGAGAGUACGAAAAGGUAAUGGAUUUCUCGGAAGGAAUCUCUCUUUUCUCCUCUCUUCUGGUUGUCGCAGGCAAGGCAAGGUGAUGGGUGUAGCGAUGUAUAUAAACGCACUUGAAAAAGCAAAACAAAAGGCGAUUCGGAUUCGAGCCACGUUUGGACAUACAAGGUCCGAUUCCAACUCGUGCACGGCUGCAUACGAGGGAGGGGAAUUAGAUGGACCUCUUUUGCCAUCGGUUAAGGAAGGCUGA